AUGUAUAUAUGUACUACUUUUAUUUUUAGAUUAUAUUCUCAUCCAAAAUUUCCAAAUAAAAUGGCUAGUCAAUGUUCUAAAGUUCCUGUACCCUUUAGAACGUUAAUAUAUUGUGAAGGUGUACAUUAUGGAACAGAAAAAGAUUGGGAUUUAAUUUUUGAAUUAUUUAAAAAUGAAAAUGUUCAAGUAGAAAAAGAACGUUUGCUUAAUGCAUUGACUUGUUCUAGAGAUACACAUUCAUUAAAAAUGCUUCUUACAAUGGCAAUUGAUGUUAAUAAUACAAAUAUUCGUUUACAAGAUAAACCUCUUGUUUUUAAAUAUAUUGGAAAUAGUAUUAUUGGGAAAAAAAUUAUUUUGGAUUUUUUUAUUGAUAAAUGGCCAAAAAUUUAUCAAGGUUUCAAAGAUGAGCCAUUCUUAUUAUCUAAAAUUAUUUCUUCAUCAAUUGUUGGCAAAUCUCAAAGAGUUAUUGACCAAGUAGAGAACUUUCUUCGUGAAAAUGGUAAAACUACAAUGAAUUUGGAUGUUUUUAAACAACGUUUAGAAGUUAUUCAAACAAAUAUACAAUGGAUACAAAAAAAUUUUAAUAGAUUGUCUCAAUGGUUUAAAAAACAUAACGGCAAUAAUGGAAAAAUUCCAUCAUUUAAAUGA
Meloidogyne enterolobii is the source of this 648-nucleotide messenger RNA. The record is from the annotation of a GenBank genome assembly. NCBI's taxonomy places the organism in Eukaryota, Metazoa, Nematoda, Chromadorea, Rhabditida, Meloidogynidae.